UCGCUGAGGAUGCAGUUGAGGAUGCGUGCUAUGGCCAUGACAGAGGGGCAAAGUCAGCAAGGGGUGGCGCGUGCGAAGGAGCAUUCCGGGCCCAUUCCGUCACCCAUGUCGUGCCAUGGAUGUCCUACCGCAUCUGAUGAAUCGGCCACACAGCCUGGCAUGCAAUCCGAUCCACCACGCAGUUCAAGUGUGAACUUCGACGGAGCRGCCUGUCCUGUGCCGCAUACACCGCCCUCCAAUUACAUCCUAAAUCAAUUGGUGCGCGAUAUCGAAGGCGGGGUGUUCCAAGGUGAGGGUUGUGAACCGCCUCCACCCAGCGGCGCUGUGACUCCCCCUUCGGCUCCCCCUGUGCACACACCUCCGACCGCUGUGACACCGGAGCAUGCUAGUAAUGCACAGGGGGCGACCCCUCGACCGGGGGAGGGCGCCUUCGAAGGAGAAGGAAGUGUUGGGGGUGGAGGGAACAGGUCUUCCCCCGAGGGGAUAGGUCGGCAUGGAAAUGUCAGGCCAGCAGAUGCUGCUAAGAAUAGUGAGAGGUGGGGGGAGGACGAGACAACAGUGUUGUGUCGGGCGCGGAACGAAGCGAAGGAGGUUUUGGGUGACGAUACGGAGGCCAUGGGGAGGGCACGUGUGAAGGCCGGCUUCUGGAAGAUGGUUGCUGAUCGUAUGUGGGAGAAAGGUUUUAAUCGCACAGAAGCGGAUGAUCUGGGUGACAUGGCGMCGCCCCACUCGAAGCCAGUCAUAGGGAUCGACCUGGGUACGUCGUUCUGCCGUGUGGCACUUUUCCAAAAUGGUAAAGUGGASAUCGUUACAAACUYUCAGGGCGGUCGCAUUACUCCAUCCUCCGUCGYUUUCACGGAGAAGCGAACCUUCGUAGGUCAAUCGGCCGUGAGGCAUGGGACGCGUAUACCCAAGCAGUGCGUUUACGAGGUGAAGCGGCUGAUGGGCAKGUCUGUUCGGCAUCCCAUGGUCCAGAAGUACAUGAGGACGUGGCCGUUCGAAGUCAUCGCGGGAGAGCGAGACAUGGCCGUUGUAAGGUUCGAAAAAGGACCUGACGGCAGGCAAACGUUCUCACCCYCGGAAAUUUCCUCCCUUCUGCUGAAGGACAUGAAAAGCAAUGCCGAGGCCUUUGCGAAUUCCCAGAUCGAGGAUGCUGUGAUAACUGUCCCCGCACACUUCAGUGAGAGUCAGCGGGAGGCCACGAGAGAGGCAGGGCGUCUAGCGGGUUUGAACGUGCUGCAGCUGAUGAAUGAGCCGACCGCAGCAGCAGUAGCGUAUAUUUAUCAGCAGAAACUAGAGGAGUCUGGUGGAGGGAACAUCGUGGUCUUCGAUCUGGGAAGGGAUACUCUCGACGUCUCGAUCAUUGCCCUGGAGAGCGGCGGCCUACUUGUGCGCGAGGUGAAAGGCGAUUCUGAUCUUGGAGGUGCGGWCUUCGAGAACAACCUCAUCAGGCAUGUUGCGGAGCAGUACAAGCGUGACACGGGUCGSGAUMUUCUCGCSGACGAGAAGGUAUUGCCGCGAGUGAGGGAGGCUAUCUGURCGGCGAAGCACACUUUGUCCAGCCAAGACGAGGCGGAMAUCGAGUUCUGCUGCGGAGAUAUAGAUGUGAACCARUCUAUACUCCKGKCUMMSUUUGAACAGAUUAACGAGGAGCUGUUCCGAAAAUGCAUGGCGAUCGUUGAAGAAGCGGUUCGAGGAGCCAACAUGACUAAUCAGGACAUCUCGGACGUGAUUUUGGCCGGAGAAUCAACGCGGAUCCAAAAGGCAGCUUUUCUAUCUCCCCUUGUGAUGGGAAACCAUAAGCCUAGGGUGCCUAUGUGCGUGAUCCCCAAGAGCUCUCGCCUUCCGGCAAUCGGGGAGCUUGAUGUUAAGUGCGCAUACGAUUACCAGAAGGCGAUCGAGUUCAAGUUCUACCAAGGGGAGAGGGCCUUGUGCCGUGAUAACYASUACCUGGGGGRCUUUCUGUUGACGGGAUUCAAACCGGUGGCUGCCGAUGGGAAACCAGUGGCGAAGCUUGUUGUGAACGUCGACAACGACGGCAUCAUUCGUGCAUCCGCGGUAGCCGUAGCCAAUAAUCAYGMGGAAGGGAGAACASAAGAGAUGCGUUUUCMCAUCGGGACGUUCAGCAAGGAUGGGGCGGACGCUACAGUCGACGAAGGGCGGGAUUGGAAAGCGGUGCAAGAAGAAGACGAGGAGAGGAAGGCAGAGUUCAAGGCGCGGCGGGAGCUCCUGUAUCUCGCGUGGGAACUUCGGGAUAAWAGAUUUGGGAAGAUGUCCAAGCCGGAGAGAUCGCUUGUAACCGAGGUUCUGGACUGGUUACARUCUGAGGACAGUUACGCGCCCAAACGGGCCUACGMGGAGACGAUUACAAGGCUCCGCGCAAUUCAAGCCCGCUUCGGCGGCGGAAGCGGCCGGUUCUCUUUCGCUGUUUGAGCCGGAGUCAUUCAGAAUAGCAAAGGGAACAUGUCCAUCYUUCUC
Molecule: messenger RNA, 2478 nt
Organism: Chara braunii
Lineage: Eukaryota; Viridiplantae; Streptophyta; Charophyceae; Charales; Characeae
Source: the annotation of a GenBank genome assembly